Odocoileus virginianus texanus is the source of this 3672-nucleotide messenger RNA. RefSeq names its product interleukin 1 receptor accessory protein (gene IL1RAP). Gene Ontology annotation, molecular function: interleukin-1 receptor activity; interleukin-1 receptor binding. The record is from RefSeq and is a predicted model, not a curated record. Gene Ontology annotation, biological process: signal transduction. Lineage: Eukaryota; Metazoa; Chordata; Mammalia; Artiodactyla; Cervidae.
UAAGAGGCUCCUUGCGGGAAGACUGGCCGGAUCGGGGUCCCCGGGGCUGGGCUUUGGCCAAGCGCACCGAAAGAUUCGGAGCUGGGCGAUCCUGCACUCAUUCCCGCCGCCUUCACCACGUCCUCUCUUCCUCCCAAGAAAGGAUGGGACUUCUGUGGUGUGUAAUGAGUCUGUACUUCUAUGGGAUCCUGCAAAGCGAUGCCUCAGAACGCUGCGAUGACUGGGGGCUAGAUACCAUGAGGCAGAUCCAAGUGUAUGAGGAUGAACCGGCUCGUAUCAAGUGCCCACUCUUUGAACACUUCUUGAAAUACAACUACAGCACAGCCCAUUCAGCAGGCCUUACUCUCAUCUGGUAUUGGACAAGGCAGGACCGGGACCUGGAGGAGCCGAUUAACUUCCGCCUCCCUGAGAACCGCAUUAGUAAGGAGAAAGACCUGCUCUGGUUCCGGCCCACGCUUCUCAACGACACGGGAAACUAUACCUGCAUGCUGAGGAAUACUACCUAUUGCAGCAAAGUUGCAUUUCCUCUGGAAGUGGUUCAAAAAGAUAACUGCUUCAAUUCUCCCAUGAAACUUCCAGUGCAUAAGCUAUAUUUAGAAUAUGGUGUUCAGAAGAUCUCUUGUCCAAACAUAGAUGGAUUUUUUCCUUCUAAUAUCAAACCAAACAUCACUUGGUAUAUGGGCUGUCGUAAAAUACAUAACUUUAAUAAUGUACUACCUGAAGGCAUGAACUUGAGCUUUAUCAUAGCCAUGGUUUCUAAUAAUGGAGAUUACACAUGUGUGGUCACAUAUCCAGAAAAUGGACGUACCUUCACUCUCACCAGAACUCAGACUGUAAAGGUGGUAGGCUCCCCAAAUGAUGCAAUGCCUCCCCACAUCUAUUCACCUGAUGAUCAUGUGGUCUACGAGAAAGAACCAGGAGAAGAGCUACUCAUUCCCUGUAAAGUCUAUUUUAGUUACCUGAAGGACUCUCGCAAUGAGAUUUGGUGGACCAUUGAUGGGAAAAAGCCAGAGGACACCACUAUUGACGUAUCUAUUAAUGAAAGUGUAAUUCUGAAAGUAACAGAAGACGAGACAAGAACUCAGCUUUUGAGCAUCAAGAAAGUUACUGCUGAGGAUCUGAAGCGCAACUAUGUCUGUCAUGCCAGAAAUGCCAGAGGGGAGGUUGACAGACCAGCCAAUGUGAAACAGAAAGCUCCAAGGUACACAGUGGAACUGGCGUGUGGUUUUGGAGCCACAGUCCUCCUCGUGGUGAUUCUUAUAGUUAUUUACCAUGUUUACUGGCUGGAGAUGGUCUUAUUUUACCGGGCUCAUUUUGGAACAGAUGAAACCAUUUUAGAUGGAAAGGAAUAUGAUAUUUAUGUAUCCUAUGCAAGGAAUGCUGAAGAAGAAGAAUUUGUAUUACUGACCCUCCGUGGAGUCUUGGAGAAUGAAUUUGGAUACAAGCUGUGCAUCUUUGACCGAGACAGUCUACCUGGGGGAAUUGUCACAGAUGAGACCUUGAGCUUCAUUCAGAAAAGCAGACGCCUCCUGGUUGUCCUAAGCCCCAACUACGUGCUCCAGGGAACCCAAGCCCUCCUGGAGCUCAAGGCUGGCCUAGAAAACAUGGCCUCUCGAGGCAGCAUCAACGUCAUUUUAGUGCAGUACAAAGCUGUGAAGGAAACGAAGGUGAAAGAGUUGAAGAGGGCUAAGACGGUGCUCACGGUCAUUAAAUGGAAAGGGGAGAAAUCCAAGUAUCCACAGGGCAGGUUCUGGAAGCAGCUGCAGGUGGCCAUGCCAGUGAAGAAAAGCCCCAGGUGGUCUAGAAGUGGUGAGCAGGGUCUCACUUAUUCAUCCUUGAAAAAUGUAUGAAAGAGCCAGUGAAUGAUGGAUGAAAAGAUCCAGCAAUACUCCAGGAAGGAAGGAUUCCCCUGCUUUAUUCCCAGUGUGUUGUUCAUGGACAGAAACAAAUUCUAUGGAAGCCUCCCCAUAGAGAUAAAUUCAGGGUUACUGUAGAAGAACUGUUCUGCUUCCUCAGGCAAUACCAAGGCUUAGAAUGACUGUGCCACCACCUGUCUCCAAUGCCUGAGGUCACUCCAUUUUUUGCAAGACCUGGUGAUGCAAAAUUCCCCUUCUGCAUCCUCCAUUCCUGUUCCUACUCCUCUCUAUUCACUCACUCUGGCUCUCUCUCUCUCUCUUUUAUUUUUUUUUUGAAUAAUCUUAAUAUUAUGGGGCAGCCUUUGUUAUUGAUUUAAAGACCCCUUAAAGAUGAGUCGUCUGUUAAUAGGGGAGUUUCAAGUAUAGUUUUAUUUUCUUUUUAUUCAUCCCUUAAAAGAUAAUCAGGGCCUAAAUUUAUCUUCACUAAGGAAAAUAAACUCUUUUGCUCAUCCUUCUAUACUAGACACCCUCACAGCAUGACCGACACCACUUAUGAUGCUUUAAGCAGGGUGACUGUAAAUGUUUCUUAUGAUUGGCUUAAAGGGCUUUCCCACAUUGUCUCCUGUCAUCUCCCCCCACCACCCCAUGCACUCUAUCUCAGGUAGUUGGUUUCAUAUUUGUCAGCUUGAAAACUAUGUAAUAAUAUUUUAUUACAGUAAACUCCCAAUUAUCUGUAGGUUGACCCAUAGCCAUCACUCCAUCUCCCUACCUCCUGCAUUUUGGGUCGGUCAUUCAGAGCAUGCAGGUGGCUCCACACUUGAUUCGUUGGAAAGGAAGCUUCUCUUACUGGUGCUAAUAUUGAGUAAAAGAAGAGCAAAAAGCUUUCAAGGGCAUUUUCUCUCUUAUAAGAAAAGCACAGAACAGGGUGUUUGUCAAUUUGUCUUUUAAUCUUAGCUUUGCUAAUGUGAAUAUUCGGAAAAUAAUUUCUCUUCACUUGUUUCUGUCUCCCCAUUGUAAAGUGUUAAAGUUAGACUUAGGGACCUUGAGAGUGCUUUUAGCAUUAAUACUCUAAAAGUAUUAACUGGACCCUGAGUAGUUUUCAUAUUUUAUUCACUGAUAAGUUAAUAACACUCACUUCAAACAAGUUAGACUGAAAAGUCACUGUCAACUAAACAUGUUUUAGUUUGUAUAAGUAAAACUUUACUGUUCUUAAGACUUGGAAAAGUGAAAACGAAGUUCAGGGUUUACAGAGUGCUGAAUAUCUAUGUUACAUGUAGAUUUUUUAAAAAUAUAUAUGUAUAUAUACACCCAAUAUAUAUAUAUUGCAUAUAUACACAUGAAAUACAUAUACACAUACAUACAUACAUGAAUUGUAUAUAUAUACACACACACACUACACACACAUAUAUGUAUAUAUAUAUCCACAUAUGACUUUAAAUAGUCAUUGGCACAACAUUACAAAUUACUGGAACUCUUAUCCAGUUUUUAAAUUAUGUUUUUUACUGUAAUAUUUUUAUGUCACUGUUUUCUUCACAUUAAUAAUAUUUGUGAAUUUACGCUCACAGAGUAGUUGUUGUUAACUCCUGCCCUCCCUAAAUGAGUAACAAUAACUUAUUACUGCCACAGCUGAUCCGGGUGCAGUGAGUUCUGUUCUGCUCGGAGCUUCCAUGGUCACUGCUAAGCAGUAGCCAGCCCUCUGGCAUUAAUUGACCAUCUACUAUAUUCUAAGCACACAUACUUAGAAAUUACGUUAAUCUUAGUGCGCAACUCUUGGGGAGAUAAAUCUCUAUUUGGACUUUUAAGUAAUAAAGAAAAA